ACCCGUAUUCACAAAACAUUUUAUCUUAACACUAAAAGCUCGUCUAAAGUUAUCACUUGUAGUCCAUGUUUUGUCUUACAUUUGAUUUUGUAUUCAUUUGUCUCUGCAUUUUUAACCACCGUACUCAGUUCUCCGUUAGAUUUGUCUGCAGUAAACUCGAAACUCGCACGGUGUCAGUGCGCACCAAACAUACAGGCGUCGCGCAGCAUCGUCUCUGCAGUUGCGUUUGCGCGCUCCAUCAGUUGGUUGUGAUCGUCGUUGACAUCUCAUCCACCAAGAGCUAGGCUACCUGCUUCAAAUCGUAAGGAUUAUUUCACAUGAAACAGGAAUUUUAGGGUCUGUUCAUUACUGAUAUGGGUCCAAAUCUAUUGCGUGUGGAAUAUAUUUAGUAAACGCCGGUGUAAUUUCUAACAAAAUGGAACAAAGAGUGCGUGCGUCAUGGCGCCUCGAGCUUUUACAUAUGACAUUGAUUAUAUUAUUUUGGAAUGGAGUCCGCGCGCAAAUACGAUAUUCCCUUUCGGAGGAGCAAAAAGACGGAGCUGUAGUCGGAAACCUCGCGAAGGAUUUAGGUCUGGACCUUAGAUCGUUAAAGGAGAGGGGAUUCAGGAUUGUUACAACCUCAGGAGACUCACUGUUCACGGUAAAUCAGAUUGAUGGGAUGUUAAAUGUAAACGGCAAAAUAGACAGAGAGACUGUGUGCGAGCGAAUCAUCGCCUGCAUCAUCAAUUUAAAAAUUGCUCUUGAAAACCCGUUAGAGAUUCAUUACGUCUCUGUUGAAAUUGUGGACGUGAAUGACCAUGCCCCGACAUUCCCGGAGAAAGAGAAACGAUUGGAAAUUUCGGAAUCUGCCUUACCUGGAGCACGCUAUCAGUUACAGGCGGCACGAGAUCCCGACAGCGCCACUAACUCUGUUCAACAAUACAAACUCAGUCAUAAUGAUCAUUUCCGGAUUGAGAUUAAAGAUCGCGGCGAGGAUCGAAAAAUGCCUUUUCUAGUUCUUCAAAAGGCGUUAGAUAGAGAAACAACCAGCAGACACAAGCUGCUCCUUACUGCGCUCGACGGAGGGCGACCCCCGAAAACCGGGACGAUGGAGAUCAUAGUGGACGUUUUAGACGUUAAUGACAAUAUGCCAGUAUUUACACAAGAUGUUUACUCUGUAACGCUGAAGGAAAACGUCCCCGUGGGCACAAUUGUUGUACAGGUUAACGCUACUGACAUGGAUGACGGUACAAAUGGAGAAAUCUUUUAUACAUUUGGAAGUGAUAUAGACAGUAAGCUUUUAAAACUCUUUGAUUUAAAUUCUAAUACUGGAGAAAUUACUGUGAUUGGUCCUAUAGAUUAUGAAGAGACGAACAAUUAUGAUAUAGAUAUCCAGGCAUCAGAUAAAGGCCCAGUUAACUAUCGUCUCACAUCUGAUAAAAGUAUAACCAUUAAGAUCAUUGAUGUAAAUGACAAUGCACCUGAGAUCGAAGUGACAUCAUUUUCCAGUGCAGUGCCUGAAGACUCUAAAGUAGGAACCACAGUGGCUUUAAUCAGCGUCAGUGAUUUGGACUCUGGUGUAAAUGGAAAAGUGUUGUGCUACAUAACCGAGGAUUUGCCUUUCAGGUUAACACCAUCAUCCCAAGAUAACAUUUACUCACUGGUUACGGCCUCAUCUCUUGACAGAGAAACUGUACCCCGGUAUGAC
Triplophysa rosa is the source of this 1687-nucleotide messenger RNA. RefSeq names its product protocadherin gamma-A11-like. NCBI's taxonomy places the organism in Eukaryota, Metazoa, Chordata, Actinopteri, Cypriniformes, Nemacheilidae. Gene Ontology annotation, molecular function: calcium ion binding. The transcript has a single exon. Gene Ontology annotation, cellular component: plasma membrane. Gene Ontology annotation, biological process: homophilic cell-cell adhesion. The annotation marks the transcript as partial. The record is from RefSeq and is a predicted model, not a curated record.